AUGGCACUCCCCUCUGAUGAGGACCCUUCAGAUGGCCGCCGUUCCAACAGAGAUGAUGGCAGGCCCUCAGACUCAAAUGCAUUGGAGAGGCGGGAGAAGCGGGAGAAGCGGAAGCUGGAGAAGUCUCAUCGCAAUGAAGUACAACGACGUUAUGAGGCACAGAAGGAAGCAGAAGAAAAAGCACUGGCAUAUAAAGAGCUCUAUGACCGGUUAGUCGAAUACGAGAUAAUAAACGAGGAAGAAAAGAAGCGGAACGCGCGACUAGAAACCGAAGUCCGGAGCCUACGAGGGCAAUUGAACAGCGAAACAGAACGAGCCGAUGUCAACGAGUGGAAUAUUGGGAAGGCCGAGGAGAUGAUCUUGGAAAUGGAGAAUACAGCUGAGGCACAGAGAAAGAAAUGGAAGGAAAGGGAGGAGGAGCUCCAAGUGCGUCUCAAGCAGGAAAGAGAUACUUCAGCCCGGCUCAGGCACAUCAUAAAACAGGCUGCGGCCGAUGUCAACAUCUGUAGAGUUGAAGUCUCUCGUUCUACAAAUAACAGAGAUCGCUUGCAGCAGCAUAUACAGGAGCUUGAAACGUGUCUUCAAGAAAGCAGAGAUGAAAUAAUACGUGAUCGGGAGAGACUGGAAGAAUUCUUGAGUACCACAGAGGAGGCUGUAGCAGAAAGAACUCAUUCACUCCAUACAGAAAUGGAAAGUCGGAUAUUCUACGGGCCGCAGAGUCGGAACGGAGAAUCUGAUUCCAUAGUGAGGUCACCUUGUUUAUUCACUGUUGAUGUUUUGGAUUUCCCCUUUGGGUGUACACAAGCGAAGGCAACCAAAGUGAGAGCAGACAGACCACGACUCAAUCUCCUUGAAGAAUCAAGAUACACUCGCAGAACUUCUUUUUACCCCAAACAUCGCAGUCGUACCUCUUUGCCAAAUACUAUUCGUCUCGUAAAUGAAUCAGCUCCUUCAAAAUCAUUUGAAGAACCACUUUUCAGCCCAUUCAGUGAAUCAGACGAACCCUUCAAUCAUCAUCCACGAUCUCACUGUGCAUCACCAGCUCACAGUGAAUCACCACCACCAUCACCAGAACACUUCUGGAGCUCUACUCAAGUUUUCAAUCCGAAUCAAAGACCUUUAGAUCUUGAGCUCGAGCUCGCUUCUGAAGACUUCUCUGAUCUUGAAGAUACCAGCGUCUUCAACUCACGCAGCUCAUCACGCGGCCCAGUACCAAGCCCACCAGCCAGCUUCCUCGACAAAUUCUUCUUACCGGACACUGAAUCCGACGCCAUUUCGUCCAAUACCUCGCUGCCACUGCAAUUGACCAUGCAAAUCCCCGUACCUGAGUUCUCACGAAAGCGCGUGCGUUUUACAACCUCACAAGCCAACGUUGAUGAUUAUAUCACCGGACCUACAAUCGGCAACCAGCUGGCAGCUGGCGGCGCGAACAUCAACUCAGAACAGACACUUAACCCAGAGGAACUUCCUAGCCCACCCAAGCGUGCAAAGGUUGACUCUCCACAUCCAUUACGGCGACCCAACAAAAUCAGAAAGUUAGCUGAAUCGAAAAAGCACAGAAUAGAGAUGCAGGCUUUACUUGAAUUCCACCGCCGCCGUCAACAACAAGAACUAGUCACACCUCCACCAGAGCCAUCCCCAUCUCCACCACCAGUGAAUGGAGAAGACAAGCCGCUCAUACAUCGCUACCUGAAAUGCCCAGAGCUUUGCCCAUACCACGAUGUGGCUCCUUUCCCAGUUACCACUGAAGUGAUUGAUCUAAUCUCAUUGCUUCCACAAGGACAUCGCCUCAGAGUGAAACGUGACUACGAAGAGUCUCUUAUCAAACCACCAACACCAGAAUCACAAACUGUACAAGAACCAGCACUUGAAAAUACUCGUGUACUUACUCCUUCUUCUGAUCCGAGCGUCGUAUCCAAGCGCCGCCGACUUACCAAUACCAAACAAAACACCAGACAAAACAAAUCCAACAGAAUAUCCAAAAAAUCAACGUACAAAUCAUCAAAUCCCAAAAUGCCUGGCUCAUGGCCUCGUGAAAGCCGACAAAAUUGCGAAGUCACCAUUAACAUCAACGUCAUUGAGCGCCUAGAAAAAGCAGCUGAAAAAACAAAAUCAUGGAUCAAACGCACAGCCCGAAAAAAUCAGGUCGAAUUAGUGCUUGGGGCAUAUGUAUUCACUACCGUCUUUGGGCCUACCAUACAACAUCGACUCGAACAAACAUUUUCACCACUUAAUGCCUUUACACCUGAAGCGAUAAAUAAUUAUCGCGAGCUCUAUGAGAAAGAUGAGCUCACUUGGUUCGGCAUCUGGUUUUUUGAUAUUGUGAAAUAUUGUGGCCUUGACCGGGCAACAAUGGGUUGA
Messenger RNA from Penicillium angulare, 2361 nucleotides. RefSeq lists its product as uncharacterized. The transcript has a single exon. The record is from RefSeq and is a predicted model, not a curated record. NCBI's taxonomy places the organism in Eukaryota, Fungi, Ascomycota, Eurotiomycetes, Eurotiales, Aspergillaceae. The coding region runs from base 1 to 2361 and encodes 786 amino acids.